AUGGAUGUAGAACGUGAACAACAACCUUCUGCUAAUGUAAGUUAUACAUUUUUAUUAAAUGACAUUUAAAAUGUUUUAUUACUAGGUGAGCGUUUCAGUUAAUAUCAUACAAUCUACACCAUGUUCAAGGCCCUUUACAGGUGGCUUUGUGGAUAUUGGCAGCCAGUGUCGCCAAAAUUCGUAAGGUUUUAACAUAUUGUGAUGUAGAAUUAUUACAUAUUUAGUCUCACUACCUUUUGAUGUAUAUCUACGUCCACAAGCUCAUAAUGCCAAUACUUUCAGUAUUUCACGUGCACAAAAAGUUUGGUGAGCUGAUCCCAGAUUCGGCGCUUCUGAUCUCGCUUGGCCUGGUUCUUGGACUAUUGUUUAAGCAGUUCGACUUGAUAGGCCACUACAAUUUAGAUUCUACAGUAUUCUUUUUGUACUUACUACCACCUAUCAUAUUCGAAGCUGGCUACUUUAUGCCAAAUCGACAAUGUUUCGAAAACUUUAGUUCCAUCGCCACUUUCUCCAUUAUUGGUACUGUUUGGAACACUGUAACUAUAGGUAUGUUAACAAUGGAUUACAUUAUCAGCUUGUAGUUACCUUUUUGAUAAGCAAAAAUGAAAGUAACUAUUAUAAAAUGCUUUGAUGACAAACCUAAAAUGUUGUUGUCAUACUAAUAUGAAACUGUAUUUACAGGCCUAACAUUAUACGCUGGGGCUUCGUGUAACUUGUACAAUAUUGAUGUGAAAUGGCCAGAACUGUUCACUUAUGCCGCGUUAAUAUCAGCAAUCGACCCAGUAGCUGUUAUUGUAGUAUUCGAAGAGCUACACGUCAAUGAAUUCCUGUUCGUCAAUGUAUUUGGAGAAGCGCUGUUCAAUGACGGUAUAGCCGCGGUUCUGUUUCAGAUCUUUAACCGACUUACAGCUGUUGGAACUGACAAUAUUGCAAGUAAGUAUGUCUUCAUCAUGUUUUGUUAUUUUUACAUUAAAAACUGUCAUUUUCUGAUUAAUGAUCUUAUAUUUGAAUUACAUGUACUGUUAAAUUUUAUAUCAAAAUCCUCUUUUCAGAAUUUACAGCAUCCGACUAUGCCAUAUUAUCCUCGACUGGAUGUUUCGUAGCCAUUGGUGGGGUAACAAUUGGCAUAGUCUUCGCCUUGGCUUGUGCCAUUUCCACUAAAUAUACCCAAAGAGUGAAGGUAGUAGGCCCAGUGUUUGUGUUUCUAUUCCCAUAUUUGGCCUACCUGACAGCUGAGAUGUUCGCCUUAUCAGCCAUCUUGGCCAUUUGCUUCUGUGGUAUCUUCAUGAAAGAGUACGUCAAGGGUAAUAUCAGUGUAGAAGCGGCAGCCUCGGUCAAGCACUUCGUGAAAAUGUUGUCGCAGGCUUGUGAAACGGUUGUUUUUAUGUUUUUGGGUCUGUCCGCAGUGGCUUCCAAGUUCAGUUUCGACUUUUACUUCGUGGUCAUUACAUUGUUGGCGUGCAUAGUGUAUCGAGCUCUUGGUAGGGCAGUUUUACAUUUUUUUGUAUUUUUGAGAUCAUAUUUCGUCGUUUUGUUAUAUUAUACUUUUUUUUCUGUUUUCUGUUUAAACAUUUUAUUGUUACCUAAAAAUUGCAGGAGUGUUUGUGCAAUGUCUCUGUCUGAAUCCAUUUUUGAAACAAAAGUUUUCGUUCAAGGAUCAAAUUGUAAUGUCAUAUGGAGGUCUUCGUGGUGCCAUUGCCUUUGGUCUGCUGAGUAACAUACCAUCUUCAUUAGAUGAAAAAGUGAAAGAUGUAUUCACAACAACUACGAUCAUCGUCAUUUGCUUUACCGUCUUCGUGCAGGUCAGUGAUAGACACAGAUACUAAAUUUUAACAGUCAAAGCUCUGAGUUUAGAGUGGACAAUAAAAUAAAUUAUAUUCUUGACUUCAGGGCACAACGAUACGGCCAUUAUUAAACUACCUCCAAAUCGAAAAGCAAACCCAUGGUACAGCAACCUUUGUAGAACGCAUGUUUGACAAGGUAAGUUAAAUAUAACAGUAACCUUUUGUAAAAUCUUAAACUAUUACACCAACUUUUAGUACUUUGACUACGCAAUGUCUGGGAUCGAAGACAUUCUCGACCAGAAAGGCACAAACACAAUCAGAAGUUGGUUCGAACAAUUGAAUGCACGGUAUCUGAAGCCACUUCUGAUUCAGAACACAAGUUCCAAAGCCUUUGACAACACGGUUAUCAUACGAGCCUACAAUAAAGUGACAGCUGGAGAAGUGUUGGCCUUGAAUCAAGAGAUGAUGACCAGAAGGAAGAGCAGGCAUCUUCUGACAAUCAAAACCCAAAACGAAUUAGAUGGGAUCGAGAACGUUGCUUUCGACAAUCAGUCAAUAUCAUCUUGCUCGAAUUCUGUUGGAAAUCGCGAGUUGGAACAGGUAGGGAAUAAUAAGACAAACAGAACAUAACUAAAAAGUAACGAAAGCAUCAAUAUAACUAUAUGAAUCAAUAUAAAUACAAAUAUUCAAACUUGACACAAAUAGACAGGCAGGAACAGGCAAAUGUUAUUAACAAUAACUUGUUAUAGUUCCUACACAAACAAGAGAACAUGGAUGCCAUGUGUACGAUGAUAGACAAGAUCGUCACCAAGAAGUUGGAAACCUUUAACCGAGCAACUUCGAACCAAAAACGACAAUCCAAAGAUAUUCACGACGAUUAUCUUACCGGUAUAAAUAGCAAACUAGAAGAAUAA
Bursaphelenchus okinawaensis is the source of this 2698-nucleotide messenger RNA. Lineage: Eukaryota; Metazoa; Nematoda; Chromadorea; Rhabditida; Aphelenchoididae. The record is from the annotation of a GenBank genome assembly.